AUGGGACCAGGGACCCUUUUCAGCCUCUUCUUCUGCCACCUUCUCUGGCUGGCCUGUGGCAACCCGGUGGAGAUAGGGGAAGGGAGCUUGCCUCAUGAAGAAGAACAUGAAGACUUGAGCUUCCUGCUUGAGGAAUACAAGCUUCUUAGAAACACAGCGUGCAACCCGAAAUGGACCAGCCACGGCUUUUACUGCUACAGGUAUUUCAACACGCCCCGGUCUUUCAGAGAUGCAGAGGAAGAAUGCCAGAGUUACGGUCGCAAUGUCCACCUCACGUCCAUCGCCUCCGCAUCCGACAGCGUCUUCCUUGCCAAGCUGUUGAAGGAGGCUGAAACUGACAUGUGGAUUGGUUUGGAAAAUGCAGAGAAUUGCUCCAUCUGGACCUGGAAGGACGGAACACCCUACAGUCCAUCCAUCGCCCCUUGGGACGAAGGGCAGCCCGAUCAAUGCGGCAAUGGCCACGUAUGUGUGCAGCUGACACAAAGCUCAAAAUAUUCCAAGUGGGACGACGUGGGAUGUGAAACCAGGAGUGGAUAUGUGUGUGAAACUCGUGCAUGA
Messenger RNA from Euleptes europaea (tarantolino), 558 nucleotides. RefSeq names its product C-type lectin-like. The coding region runs from base 1 to 558 and encodes 185 amino acids. Gene Ontology annotation, molecular function: signaling receptor activity. Lineage: Eukaryota; Metazoa; Chordata; Lepidosauria; Squamata; Sphaerodactylidae. The record is from RefSeq and is a predicted model, not a curated record. The transcript is spliced from 4 exons.